Messenger RNA from Patiria miniata (bat star), 1803 nucleotides. Its product is annotated as hsp70-Hsp90 organizing protein 1-like. The record is from RefSeq and is a predicted model, not a curated record. Bases 128 to 874 code for a protein of 248 amino acids. NCBI's taxonomy places the organism in Eukaryota, Metazoa, Echinodermata, Asteroidea, Valvatida, Asterinidae. The transcript is spliced from 7 exons. Gene Ontology annotation, molecular function: Hsp90 protein binding.
AAUGAUAAUUUUGAAAGAGCUUGAAGAUGGCUGCGCCCAUGAACUGACCCCAUUUAAUUUGCUGAGUGAGAGAAAAAGUCACGAAUUACCCUUCUUUACAUUUUUAUUGUAGCUAUCUGGAAGCAGUAUGAGUAAGGAAAAAGCCGAGGAGGCCAGGGAGCGAGGCAACGACUGCAUGAAGAAAGGUCGCGCCACCGAGGCAUUCUUCUACUACACCGAUGCCAUCAAGCUGAACCCCUCAGACCACCGCGCAUACAGCAACCGCUCUCUGGCUUUCCUGAAGAUCCAACAGCACUGGCAUGCACUGGAGGAUGCUAAGAAGGCCAUCCAACUGAAACCCAAAUGGCCAAAGGGUUACUACAGGAAGGGCCAGGUAGAGUUAGAAACUGGACACUUUCAAGAAGCUGUGGACUCCUAUAAAAAAGCAAUUAGCUUAGAUGAAAGUGACCCCAAACUGAAGGAGGCAUUGGAGAAAGCUGAGGAAGAGGUCAAGAAAAUGAAGGCUGCUGCAAUCAGGAUUCCCCUCAUCAGCAUAUGCAUCGGUCUUCUCAUUGGCAUACCCAUCAUCCUAGCCGAUCAUUAUCUCACAUCCAAACCUUCAAUGGAGGGCUACAUCAAGCUUGUCUUCCUAGUGCUAUUUGGUAUGCUCGGCUUUGCUGGGUCCUGGAUGUACUUUUUCGUACUGACCACUUACAGGGAUGCCAUGCUACAGCCACCGACUGAACCAAAAGAUGGUGAUAAGAAAGAGGAAAACCAGAGUACCAUCCCUAAAACCAGCAAGGAAACCAAGACGACAAAACCAUCUCAGGGAAAUCUCAACAAAAGCAGAGGAACUGGAGAGGCGAGACAAAGAAAGAAAACAGAAAAGACAUAACAUGUUUUCUCUGUAUUUUCUUCAAUUAAUUUAAGAUGUUAAUUAUUUUUAAUUGUUUCUUUUUUAAUCUCUCAUUUGUAAAUCUCAGUACUCACCUUUUUUUUAAAACUCCUGCAGAAAUCUCAAUAACCACAUUUCUAAAUCUAAUGCAGUGAUUUCCACUUUUAAAAGAAUAAGAACAGUUUGUAUGUAGUUUGAAAAUUGGCUGUGUGGGUGCAAAACAUUGAACAUUGAGUUUCUUGGACUGGAAUUUGUGUACACUUUGAAGAGGUACUCUUAAAAGUUCAACAGCAAGAAUGGUGAAAUGUUGCAGUCACUUGCAAGACAAGUCUGCACUACUGCAAAAAUCGCAACUGGAAGUGAAAUACAGGAUGAAGUAAACACAUUACAAAGAAAAUACUGCAUCAUCUAGAAGAAGUGCCAUACUUGAGAUGCUUUGAUUCAUCAUUUUCAGGAAAGAUUUUAAAUCAGGAAACAAUUGGUUCAUAGUGGAACUUUAAAAUAUCUUAAAAUGCUAUUCAAUUUAAUCCACAAAUUGAAGACAAUCUAACUGAGAAUCUUAAAACAGGGAGUUAUUAUAUAUUGUGACCAAAGACAUGAAUUUCAAGUUUGUUACUAUUACUUUAUCAUUAACAUUAGAAAGUGGAUGUUCAGUUCCUUAUUUGAACUCAGACAAUGCUGUUUGUGGACAUUAUGCAAGUAAAACAUAAAUGACAGUUCCAAUGUAUUCCCCUGUGUGGGAUUUGUUUAGGAAUAUAUUUCUGAAAAGUAGCUCUAGCAACAGUUGUACUAUCCAAAACAAUCUGUGUUUGUAAAUUUGCAUUUUGAUUUAAAUGUUUAAACCAAUCUGUCCAUGUAAUAUAGUUUGAUACUGAAAUAUUACAAUUUGUGGAAAAAAAUAAACCAAAUCCUUCAAAGACAAAAAAAAC